This is a messenger RNA of Aureobasidium musti, 1245 nucleotides long. NCBI's taxonomy places the organism in Eukaryota, Fungi, Ascomycota, Dothideomycetes, Dothideales, Saccotheciaceae. The record is from the annotation of a GenBank genome assembly.
AUGAUUUCAGCAAUGCCGGAUUAUAGCUUGAGCGAGGAGCAGAAACAACACUUUCUCGAACAUGGCUUCAUCAAACUCGAAGAUUGCUUUUCGACAGAGGAUGAUAUGUGUAAAGGACUCAUGGAUCGUGUGUGGGAGCGACUAGACAUGAAUCCUGAGGAUCAAGAAACAUGGAGCCCGUGGCGAGGUAAGUACCACGUUUUCCAUCUUGUUUACCCAUCACUCUUGCCUUAUCUGGGAAAGUGCGUUGCUGAUGGAAGAAAAACACCAGUCCACCUUCCUCGCUACCACGACGCGAUACCCAUGCGAGAAUUCUGUCCCAAAGCCUGGUCGGCAAUCUGCGAACUCUGUGGUGGAGAAGAUCGUAUCGACACUGGUUCCACAUCAACCCCCGGCCUCGACUCUUCGGUUCAAGACAUUUCCCUGUCGGUAAUCAACGACGGCUUCAUUGUAAACGUGGGCAGCAAAGCCGACGAAGCAAAAUGGAAACAAGCCGCACAGCAAGGCCUUGCUUCUGGCGCCGAUGGAUUAACACCCUCCCAACAAAAGCUACUAGAUCCACAUGACAGAGACAAUUGGCACGUAGACGGCGACUUCUUCCACCACUUUUUGGAUAGCAAGGAACAAGCGCUGUUGCCGAUUGUGCUGUUCAAGGAUAUUAAGAUUGGGGGUGGAGGUACGAUGAUCUGUCCUGAUGCUAUACCUACAAUGGCUGAGCAUUUGGCUGCGCAUCCUGAAGGGUUGAUGCCUGAUAUGACGCCCAUCGAGGGCAGAGAAAAGCCUUACAAGGACUUUAAUCAUGGAUUCUUUGAUGAAGCUGUUAGGCCAGUGCCAAAAGGAAAAUUUAGGACUGCGAUAGGAAAGGCAGGGGAUAUCUAUCUCUUGCAUCCGUUGAUGGUGCAUUCGGCUGCUCCCAACUAUUUGAGAGGUAUGUGUUUACCAUCAAGGUGUUUUGCAUCCAUCUUCACUCUAACAACCAGACUCAUUGGUUUUCUCCUUGCGUUGAUAACUCUGCUGACUGGCGUCUUGUUGCANGAACCUCGCUUCAUCACCAACCCACCAGUAGCCCUCAAACAACCCUUCAACUUUGACAGGACAGAUGGCAGCGCAUACAGCCUAGUAGAGCAAAAGACACUAAACGCUCUCGGCCAUCCCGAAGGACUCAAGGGAUGGAAGAUCACCACGGAGAGAAAGCUCAUCGUGCCAGAAAGAGUAAGGGAGCAGGCCGAGAUGAAGAAGAUCUGA